AUGUCAGACAUGGAAGAGGUUUUGGAGAGGCAAGAGCGAGAAAGGCGAGCAAGAAUGCGUAGAAAAGCUGCAAGCAAAAGGGUGCAGAGAGAACUAGAUGAGCAACUUGGUGUGGCCGUUGCUUUGCUGGAGGAAGAAAACCAAAGCCACCGUGGUUCACGAGAAGGCCGGACAUCGAAUGUGGACAAACAUAGACAUUCUCGAGGUAAGAAUCUUAUGGAGGAUUAUUUUAUCCCACAAUCUGUGUACUCUAAUGUUCAUUUUCGAUCAAGAUAUAGAAUGCAACCCCAUUUGUUAAAUAAAGUCAUGUAUGAUAUUUGCAAUUAUGAUGACUACUUUGUUCAAAAGAAAAAUUUUGCUGGAGAUUUGGGGCUGCUUCCUGAGCAAAAGUUCACAGCUGUGAUACGAAUGUUGGCGUAUGGGUCAUUUGCUGAUCAGAGACUACCUGCGCAAACCUACGCUAAGGGACCUGCAACGGCCUCUACAAAAACUGAGUCUCGUGGAUUUCCUGGAAUGAUUGGUAGCAUUGACUGCAUGCACUGGCAAUGGAAAAAUUGUCCAGCUGCUUGGCAAGGGGAUUAUGGGAAUCGGAAAGGGCAGAAAAACAUCAUCCUCAAGCAGUUACUGGUUUUGAUACAUGGGUUUGGCACGCCUUCUUGGAGUUGCCGGCUCUCAAAAGGAUGUGAACGUCAUGGGGGCGCAGCGCGUCUAUUUGAUGAGGAGGUGCUUAGAAAUCCCAUGAACACGGCCUUAACACGAAUUUAUGAAAAACCUAUGGGGCCAAAUGGAGAACCAGUGCAGCAUGAUUCGUUGGUUAGAGACGGUAGUUUCAUGCAUCGUAUGAUUGAGCGCUAUACGAAGAUGCAAUUGUCGUAUAUUCAUGAACAUCGUCAAGUUGACUUGAUGGAGCAUUUGUGGGCGGUGAAAGGCAAUGAAGGUCAAUGA
Messenger RNA from Prunus armeniaca (apricot), 945 nucleotides. The record is from the annotation of a GenBank genome assembly. Lineage: Eukaryota; Viridiplantae; Streptophyta; Magnoliopsida; Rosales; Rosaceae.